Colletotrichum lupini is the source of this 1152-nucleotide messenger RNA. Its product is annotated as RNA binding protein. Gene Ontology annotation, biological process: mRNA export from nucleus. Gene Ontology annotation, cellular component: nucleus. Lineage: Eukaryota; Fungi; Ascomycota; Sordariomycetes; Glomerellales; Glomerellaceae. Gene Ontology annotation, molecular function: mRNA binding. The coding region runs from base 1 to 1152 and encodes 383 amino acids. The record is from RefSeq and is a predicted model, not a curated record. The transcript is spliced from 9 exons.
AUGGCGGACAAGCUGGACCGCAGCCUUGACGAGAUCCUUGGCGAGAAGGUAAGGAAACCCGCAGCCUUAAGAGCGACGGCCCUCGCAACAACCGUGGAAACGGUAGAGGUGCCCCCCGAAGACGCGAACGCGAACGCCAGGAAUAUCCUCGCGACGGCGUUAGAAAGGUUGAAUGACCCUCCUCCCUCCUCAUCCCGGUCGACCACGACUACCGCGCAGCUUUCGCUAACAGGUGUCGCCGUCCUGCGAUACAGUCCUUCCGUGACGAGCCUAGAAACCUCGAUAGGUAUUUCCACGCAGAAUGAACUCCCAAGUGAAUGGGUUCACGAUCGAUUCGAAGAGCACGCGGAGCAGACAAUCGCCGUGCGCCGGCCCCUCGACGGAGACGCGACGAGCCUGAGCAAAGGCAAAGAUUCGAGCAGCUCGAAAAUCCGCGUCGAGAACAUCCACUACGAGUUGACUCCUGACGACUUGGAAGAAUUGUUUAACAGAAUCGGCCCUGUCGCGAAGUUGGAUCUCAAGUAUGAUCGCGCUGGUCGCUCGGAGGGCGUUGCCUUCGUCACGAUGGAGUCCCGCGAGGAUGCUUUGGACGCGAUCAAGCAGUUUGACGGUGCUAAUGCUAACGGCCAACCCAUCAAACUGUCAAUCAUUGGCGGUGGAGCCGGCGGUCGAUCUCGCAACCCCUUUGACUCGGCGGUGAUGCCGGGCCGUCCACUUGCAGAGCGAAUCUCUGCUCCCGGCGGUCGCUCGAGAUCCAUGUCCCCUGGACGAAGAUACGAUGUCGACGAGGCUGCUGAGAGAGGCAUUGACAGAUACGUCCCCGGAAGCCGUGGAAACCGUUCGCGAAGCCCUAUGCCCCGCCGGCGCGGAAACGGUGGCGGUGGUGGCGGACGCAGACCUGGAGCUCGCAGAGAAGGCGGUAGAGAUGGUGGCAGAGACGGUGGUAGAGAUGGCGGCAGAGACCAAGAAGGUGGAAGAGGUGGCCGCUCGGGUAGAGACGGGCGUACUCGGAAGACACAGGAGGAACUGGAUGCCGAGAUGGCUGACUACUUUGGCGGAGGCAACUCCGGAGAGGCUGCGCCUCAGCCGAACGGUGGCGCUGCCGCUGCCGCGGUCCCCGCCACGAACGAUGAUAUCGAUAUGAUCGAGUAA